CUUUGUCUUUUCGUCGAAACUACCACCUCGUAAGCGGAGGACCAUAUGGUUGGAAGGCAUUUCCCUUGCAGAGCAACUCUGCACAACCCAAGCAGACCAACUUUGGGACUUUGAAUGAACAUAUUUACAUUCACCUUUCUCUUCAUGUCGACUUUUCUGGAAACAUUCACACGGAUGCCAUGGUUACUCCUACCACGAUCUUACAGGUGAACAAGGUGAUGUCCAUCUUGUUUUAUGUGAUAUUUCUCGCUUAUCUUCGUGGCAUCCAGUCUACCAACAUGGAUCAAAGGAGUUUGCCAGAAGAUUCAAUAAAUUCUCUUAUUAUUAAACUCAUUCAGGCAGACAUUUUGAAAAACAAGCUUUCUAAGCAGAUGGUAGAUAUUAAGGAAAACUAUCAAAACACAGUGCAGAAAGCAGACACUCAGCAAGACACGGAUGGAGAUGAAAAUGUGAAAUCGGACUUCCAGCCAGUUAUCUCAAUGGAUACAGACAUCUUAAGGCAGCAGAGACGCUACAACUCACCCCGAGUCCUCUUGAGUGACAACACGCCGCUGGAACCACCGCCGCUGUACCUCAUGGAGGAUUAUAUUGGAAAUUCAGUGGUGGUGAACAGAACCUCCCGGCGGAAAAGGUACGCAGAGCACAAGAGUCACCGAGGGGAAUAUUCUGUUUGUGACAGUGAAAGUUUAUGGGUCACGGACAAAUCGUCUGCGAUCGACAUUAGAGGACACCAGGUAACUGUUCUGGGAGAAAUUAAAACAGGCAACUCUCCAGUUAAGCAAUACUUUUAUGAAACAAGGUGUAAAGAAGCCAAGCCUGUAAAAAAUGGCUGCCGCGGCAUAGAUGACAAGCACUGGAACUCCCAAUGCAAGACGUCCCAAACAUACGUUAGAGCACUGACUUCAGAAAACAAUAAACUGGUAGGCUGGAGAUGGAUAAGAAUAGACACCUCCUGUGUGUGUGCGCUGUCAAGGAAAAUAGGAAGAACAUAAAUCUGCAUCUCUUUGCUAUAUAAAUUAUUACUUUAAAUUAUAUGAUAUGCAUGUAGCAUAUAAAUGUUUAUAUUGUUUUAUAUAUUAUAAGUUGACCUUAUUUAUUGAACUUCAGCAAAUCUACAGUAUAUAAGCUUUCUCUCUCAAUAAACAAGAGCAAAGUGUGUGUGCCUCUGCUGUGGGCAACUCCGGGUUUUUUUAGACUAUGUUUGUGACACUGCUUGUUGGCAGCAUACCGUAACCUUACUGUAAAAUCUGUGUAAAAUCAGUAUUUUUCAUUCAGUAUUGUCAAGCCAGUGACUGUCAUUUAGUAAACUUGUUAAAAAUCAGAUCAAUGUCAAGAGUUGUGUACAUAUUUAUAUUCCCUGCUCUAUACAUUCACAUUUAAUUGGAUGCAGUAUUGACUCUUCAACACCAAAACAAAAAUGGACCAAAAUAUGUGUUGUAGCCUGAAGAUUAUGUCAACGUUACAGGCAUCAAGCAGCCAUUUCUGUGUAUUAUGCCAGUUUUGUCAGUGAAAUGACCGUUUUCCCUCUGUUAGCAUUUCAGAAUGGCUGCUAAUAAUCUAGCGACUUUCAUUUAUGUUUUUGAAACACAUUUGUUCUGCAACUGUUUCUAGUGCUGCCAGUUCAUCAUAGAAAAAAUAUGAAAAAAAUGUAAAAUAUUUGCAGAGGAAGCUUACUGAAGCCAAGAACCAAUCUAAAUGGGUCAUUAAUAUAAUACAUAAAAGAUGAUUUCUUCAGAAUUCACUAUUUGUUGUGAUUAGCCUCUUCCUCCUCGCCUGAGUCAAUUAUCUUCUGCUUGCAUUGUUGGAUCAUUCCUCUCUCUGAGUUUUUACAUUAGAAACAAAGCUGGUGGUGUCAUAACCUUAAAAGAGCCCGUGUCUUGCAAAUUUUAGUAAAGAAAGAUAUGAUAUGAUGGCAUGGAUAUCAAAGCCACACACCCGUACGAAGCAGUUCUCCUCAGCAAUCCAGUCUCCAUUUUUCACAGAGGGAAGAAUAUGUAGAAAUGCUCAACAAAUCUGGUACCUUUCACAGGAAUGUGAAAUAAUAGAUCUUUUUGAGCAGUAUGGUGACUAAAAUACAAGUAGUCCGCAGUUAUAACGAAGUUCUUCAAUUAUACAGGUGAGUUGUUACUUAGGGCAGGUAAAUGUACUAGCAUAUAUAUACCUCAAACUCUUCUUUGUAUUGCCAUGUAGCUCCAUGGGGGACAGUAAUAAUUACGCUACUUGAAGAGAUGGUCUAUUAUUCAUUAGUAUUUGGAUCCCUGGAUGGGAUCCCACUCCCAUAAAAGUAAAUGAGAGUCUUGUCACGGCUACCAGCAGAAUUAAGAUUGGACUGCAUAUGUUAUCUGCGUCUAGCUAGAUCUUAACACCCAGUCAGGGCUGAAAAAUGCCAGCCGUUCAAAAAGCAUUACAGCUGUAGUGGUAUUAGGUUUUUACACUACAGCUUUCACUGUUGUAGUGUGUUCAGCAUCACACAUGAAAAUGAGAUCAGAGCACUCAAAACCGAGGUUGCAGGAUGCCUUUUUUCAUACAGCUUUCAGUACUGCAGAACCAACUUCAAAUCUGCAGCAGGUCAGCAGAUUGUGUGGUCUCCCCUAAUCCCUUACAGAGAGUGUUACGCACCAUAAAACCACCGGAGAACCAGACAGGUCGCUCCUGAGGCCAAGCACUGCAAUAGCAGUGCCUCUGAAAGCCAGGUUGGAGCAUAUAGGUAUAAUUCUGCAGGGGAGGCCAUAAACAAAGGUUUUGAGAACCAUCUCAAUUUUCAACAUGAGGCCAGGGUAUUUGCCUCACAGGAAAUAUCAUCACCUCACAGUACUAAAUCCUAACUUUGCUUCAAGAAAUAAUAACUUCAGAGGUUGAAUUCCAAGGCAAUCAUUAAAAGGAAAGAGAGGACGUAAUAUAACAAGGAACUCGGUAUCUGAUAGAUCUGAAUAGAAUUUUUCCAGUGUUCUCCUUCUUUGGCAAACAUUAAAAAAAAAAAAAUAUCCUCUACAGAGCUUUUGCAAGAUUUACUAGUAGGAAAGUUUAAGUUUCAACUAAAUUUUUAUGCUUGGAGGGAGAAACAUAUUUUUCAGAGUCCUGCCCCACUGAAAUUUUUUGCAAGUUAAAAGCCUAAUUUUAUACCCUUGAUUUCCCCAAAUAAAGACCAUUUUCAGAUGCUGUGAGUAAUUGAGAGCCUAUAUUGUCAUGGAUCAUUAAUGUUAGAGAUCUCCAUGCUUCAGUGUGCUGGAUAGGUCUAUCUCCAUACGAGAAGAGGAAGUAAGAAAAGUAACUGAGCUUGGUUAGUCACUGUUGCUUACAGCCCCUAUAUCCCAUUAAUUGGAGACCAGCUUGUUCCUACAGGCUGGAUGCCUUGCCAAUUUACAUCACUGUAAAUCCAGAGAAAUUCUACUGAAGAUGGGAGAGAAAAUGUAGAUUUAUAUCAAUGUAAACAACAUCAGAGUCAAUCCUAAUGUCUUUAUUUCUGCUCACUGAAAAUCAAGGGAGGUUCAUUCUUAAUAGGUUCCAAGAAAAAAAUUUGUCAUUUUCCACUGCAAAUCCAGUAACAGGAACUGGUCUUUGACUCUUAACUUUACCAAUGCAACAAGUAUUUCACAAGCAUUCAGCAAAAGUGUAUCAGAGCAAACGCAAUGUCCGUCAUCUGAAACACAUUAAAUGAGAAAGAAGCAUGGUGCGUAAGGUUAUUAGAUCGGCUGCCUCUUUCCCACCCCAGUAUAACAAUGAACGGAAGUGUUACCCUCUGGAUCUGAUCCAGUUUCCACUAAAGUCAAUGGAAAAAUUCUCACCUUCUCCAGUGGAAGCUGGAUCAGGCCGCGAGCGAAGAAAAACCUGCAGAUCUCAACCAGAGAGCAGAGCAAUCGCACACAUCAGUUACGCGUUCUUGUAAAUCCUGUGUACACAAAAGAUGCUGUAUAAUUUUGUAACAAGUUUGUAAACAAAGCCUGUAAUAAAUUUGUUAAGGCCUAAUCCUGUUUUCACUGUAGCCGGGAAUGGUUUUAUUGUCACCUUUGGUCAUGGCACAAUGAAUCCAAAGUUCCUAUCCAACUUUUUGUAUGUGUGUUAUAUAAUUAAGCAAAAUAUUCAGCUCGUAAUGCUAGUUUAGCUUCAGUAUUCUAAAACUCAUUCCCAUUAGGCAGCUCAGAUGCUCUGUCAAUAUUGUUUUGCCAAUAGAUCAUUAUAAACACACAUUUUAUUUAGCUUUUCUCCCAAACGACCGAAUGCUAUUCUGAAAUUGCCUGUCUGUGUCAAACUGUAUUUUCUCUAUUUUUUUCCCUAGUUUUUUUACAGUCCAUUUAGUAACAGUAAAAAAUGCUCCACUGAGGUUUUGGGAAACCAUCUGCAUUUAUUUUAUCACCUUUGAACAUGUGUUCAGGAAUGAAGUCUGUGCAGCAAGUUUACUGCUACCAAGAGAUUUGUGCGGCUGCACCAGGAAGAAACUUUGACUGGACUAUGCAGAGUGUGUGCUCGAAAACACUGCGCUCAUACUCUGCUAUUUUGAUGCUUUAGCCAUCAGAGCUUUUGCUCGGCUAUACAUUGUGUAUCUGCAGACAAUACCAAACAGGAAACAAGUCUGAUUGGGCGUUCCAAAAUUAAAAAUUUAAUGAUAAUGAUCUGCUAUUUCUGACCUUUCAGCAAAUGCAUUUGCACAACGAAGUAAAGCGCAUAACCAUUCAUUUCGUUUAAUAGAAACAUUGUGGCAAAAUCAAUGGGAUCCUGUGUUCUCCACGCUUGUAACUCUGAAGGCAAUGUGCAUUGGAGUGAGAAUAGAAGGGAUUCGUGGGCUGAACCCUACCCCCAAGAACAACUCUGAAGAUAUGGGGGUGGGGUGACGGACAUUGAACACGUGGCAAUUGCAACCCGAAUUUUGCUUUUAAUACUACACAAGACAAACAUUGCUAAUAAGCUCUCCAAGC
Molecule: messenger RNA, 4913 nt
Organism: Chroicocephalus ridibundus (black-headed gull)
Lineage: Eukaryota; Metazoa; Chordata; Aves; Charadriiformes; Laridae
Gene: NTF3
Product: neurotrophin 3
Exons: 5
Coding region: 180-992 (270 amino acids)
Biological process (GO): cell surface receptor protein tyrosine kinase signaling pathway; nerve development; peripheral nervous system development
Cellular component (GO): synaptic vesicle; dendrite; axon
Molecular function (GO): nerve growth factor receptor binding; growth factor activity
Source: RefSeq, a predicted model, not a curated record